AUGGACUGUAAUCGAGGUUCAGUAAAACAUGGACAGAAACAGGGUAUUGGACAAGAUGGAUGCCAAGAUAAAGUACGUGCGUUAUUGAAUGAUAUUGUUGGAAAAUAUUCAGUUCAGCAUCGAGGUCAGAUGAGUGAGACUGAUUUUAUGGCAAUAAAACUUUUCUGUGACAAUUUUGGUGAACAAAAUAUUUUUUUUAAGAAUGGCUUAAUUGAUCCUCAUCCAAUCCUGAGUAUUUUAAUUAUGCCAUCAGCAACUAAAGAAUUGGAAAAAGCUUUUAUGCUCAUUAGAAAUUUACCCUAUAAAAUGCUUGUGUUCGUUGGAAGUGAGGAUCUUCAUAAAAUAUUAGCACUUCGUAAAGAAAAAUUAAAAGAGAUAGCACAAUCCAUAUGGAAUAAGAAACCGAAUGUGAAUUAUGCUCGAAUUAAUUUGGAUGAAUGUAAAGCAAUGUACGAAGAACAUACUGGCCAUGUACCUUCUUCAUGGGAAGCAAAACAAAUUUACAGGGCGUUUUGUCUAGUGAUGCAGAUUGGAUUACUUCUGCCAAAACUACGCGGUGCCAGCGGCGAUGAAGAAGCGCCUUUAUUUGAUGUAUUCAAACAAGUUGAUUCAUCGCCAUUUAACAAACGAAAGUUAGAAUUGUGGCUUGGAGAUAAAGAAAAGGAGAUUUCUCUGAUGACGUCAUAUAUUGAACAUUUGAAAAGUGAUGAAAGUUUAAAUAUUACAGUUCAAUCAUCAUCACUUGAUGAUAUUAUUGGUAAUAUGAAUUACGAUUAUAUAUUGUGUCUUUCAUUUCGUUUUAAUGAUGAAAAGGAACCACAACUUAUUGAUAUGUAUAACUAUCGUCAUCAUAAAGAAAACUUUAAACCACACGUAGAUUCACAAAGACCUACCAAAUGGUUUAAAGAUCGCCAUAUUACCGUACUCCGCAAAAGCAGCGAGCCCCCUGUAACUCAAGAACCAUGA
Didymodactylos carnosus is the source of this 966-nucleotide messenger RNA. Lineage: Eukaryota; Metazoa; Rotifera; Eurotatoria; Philodinida; Philodinidae. The record is from the annotation of a GenBank genome assembly.